UGUACCAAUUGGAAGGCAGAUUUUAUUAAUGGAGUUAACUUUGAUGCUAAAAUAGUGUAUUGGCGUGGAAAACAUUUCAAAGAAUUGCUGCUACGUAAACAAUACAACAAGCUCCUUAAAAUGUCGAGUCUGGAUAUAUACGACGACACAGAGAACCUUAUAAGCAGUGAUGAAUAUAGCGAAGAGGAUGAUGAUGAACUUAUGAAUGUUGCUAUAAGUUCGCAGCAGAAAAACAAGCGUGGAAGCACUGAACGCAUAUACAAUGUACCAGCAUCCAUGCGUUCCUCCCGAAAAGAACACAGACUGCCGUUCAAAAGAAAAUUGUGUAACAAAUACAAAGCUAGAGCCUUGAAAUGGCUCAGUGGAAAGGCGAAACGUGAAAAGAGUAAGGAGUAUUUACUAUGUUUAAAAAGGAAAAAUACGCCCGUUAUUGAAUCUCAUACGCGUGAACGUGCAUAUAACUCGCCAGAUAAUUAUAAGGAAGUUAAAUUAACAAAUAACUUAGCAGAAACUAUAGAUUUAGAUGAAUCUGAUGUUGAGGAUAUCUCUCCUAUCAAAAAUACAGAUGUGUGUAAAGCAGAGCUUGAAGAGGAAAUCAAAGAGAAACCAAAGGAAGAAAUAAUUGCUAAACCUAACGUUAUUGAAAAACAAGCAGAAAAAGAGUUGGUAGAAAUACAAAACGAACCAGUUGAAAAACCAAAUCCGCUACCGGAAAUGCCAACAAAACAGGAAUCGCCAGCACAAAUGAAAGAACAAAAACAAGAGGAACCAAGUUGCAAUAAAAGAGCACGCUCUCCUUCGCCUGUAACAGAAGAUACUUGUAAUGAAAAUAAAAAACACCAACCGGAGCGGCCAACUUCCACACAACUGUACAGACAAAUCAAUGAAUUGUUUCCCAAGUACGAUGAAGUACUUGGAAAUCAUGUAAAACAUAAUAACACUACAUUGGAUGCUCUCGAUGAGAAUAUGACACGUUUAAUGCUGGACAUACAAACUUUGAAUGAAAUACUUGAAGCAAAAGAGACCGAAUGGAAUCGACUGCAGAACUUGAAAAGAGUUAAAGAGGAGAUACUUGCACGCUUAGAACGAAAGAAACAUAUACUUGGCCUAAAAGAUCGGAAAUUUGAUGAGCACAAAUAUAAUUUGCAAACUUUGAAAGAGCUGGAAACGUAUCUAUCGGAGUCACAGCCGUCAACGUCAGUGAAUGUUGGGCUCUCCACGACACAUCAACUCAUUGAAAAUCGUGCAAGUAUGAAAAGGGAAGAGUUACAAAGAGAGCGCAACAACACAAAUCGGUUGCAAAGCAUACUAAUAUCGAACAACAUUCUACAGCGUGCAGAUACCUCUACCUAUGAUAUGGAUAAUACGAAAAAUGACGUAUCUCCCAUCCAUCAAACAGCGUUUAACGAUGAUAGCCCAGAGCUGCACAAGUAUCAGUAUUUGGAACAGAAAAUGAAAUCGAAGAUCGGGCGACAGGGACCAUUUGUGGAUGUAAAAAGUAUGGUUGCUGAUUUUCGACAACAAAAUCCCGUUGUCUUCCCGCGCGUUGGCAAACGUAUUAAAACCAACGAUGGUAAUUACAGCGUCCGAGCGCUGAGUACGCCGCCAAAUUGUGUUGAUCCCAACAGCGUGUAUAUGGAGUCGUCGUAUAACUGCAACGGUUCCAAUUAUACACCAACAUUAGAAAAAUUGCUCAGUACAACGUCGCGCAACAACAGCUCCUUACACAGCAAACCCAGUGCACCAGCAACACAAGGAUUUAAAUUUAAUACAGAAAGCCAAAAAAGUUACUAUCGUCUGCAGAGUGAUAAUGGCUGUAAUGAAAUUUCAAUAACGCCAGUGAAUUGCGUUAAUCGCUACCCACAAAGAAUACAAAAUUCCAAAUCGGGACUACUACGUACGGCACUAGAUGUGAAUUCCCAACACAAUCAAUACUACGACAUGUCCAACUAUGUAAAAUCCUCACACAAAGCUAUGCGCAAUAUGCACGACAGUGAUUUGCAAUUGUGUCAAGAGUGUAAAAUGCAUGAGGCGCGCUUUGUUUGUGCUGGUUGUGGCAAUCAAUGGUACUGUAGCAGAGAGUGUCAGGUUUCCGCUUGGGAUAAACAUUCAGAUGUGUGCAGUGAGUGAAAUGCGCAAAAUCAGUUUCACUCACACAAUUGACGCCGUAAACAUUUAUGUGUUUUUUCAUAAUAAUAUUAUAAAUAUGUAUGUCUUUAGCUUAUAGAAUUUCAGAUUAUUUCCUAAAGUUUCCAUGACUUAAUGGCAUCUUAUACUAAAAAAAAAAAAUAAUUAAAUAAACACAAAACCAUAUAGCAUUAAAGUAA
Messenger RNA from Zeugodacus cucurbitae (melon fly), 2327 nucleotides. RefSeq lists its product as uncharacterized. The coding region runs from base 121 to 2130 and encodes 669 amino acids. Lineage: Eukaryota; Metazoa; Arthropoda; Insecta; Diptera; Tephritidae. The record is from RefSeq and is a predicted model, not a curated record. The transcript is spliced from 9 exons.